CUGCCCUGAAGCAGCCGUUAAAAUGCGAACCCCUGAAAUAAAUAAAUAAAAGGAUAGAUAGAUACAUAACUAGGUAGAUAAAUAAAUAUAAAAAUAAAAAUAAAAUGCAAAUCCCUUUGGACCGCGGCCUUAGGGUCCAAACGGAAGGCGGGACUUCCGCUCUCGGCUUACAUCAGUCAGGAAGCGGAAGCGAGGCGGGGCGAGAAGGUUGUGGAGCUGGGGUAGAGGUAUUUUUUCCUCUGCGGUCCCGUGGCCGUCUGGACAGCCGUGAUCGGACAGUGCGGACCCCAGGGCGCCCUCCUGUCCCAGGUAAUGAUAAAGAGCUGAUCAUUUGCAUCUGAGCACAAUUGAAACAAAAUAGGAAGAUGGCAGCAAACUCUUCAGCACAAGGUUUUCAAAACAAAAACAGAGUUGCAAUCUUGGCAGAACUGGACAAAGAAAAAAGAAAAUUACUUAUGCAGAACCAAUCUUCAACAAAUCAUCCUGGAGCUAGCAUUGCGCUCUCCAGGCCCUCUCUUAAUAAGGACUUCCGAGAUCAUGCUGAGCAGCAGCAUAUUGCAGCCCAACAGAAGGCAGCUUUGCAGGGAUUGAACUCGGGUCCUUGCACCUGUGAGCAUGCUCAUGCACAUUCAUCUGGAUACUUCAUAACUCAAGACUCUGCAUUUGGGAAUCUUAUUCUUCCUGUUUUACCUCGCCUUGACACAGAAUGAAGAAAAUACCUGUGAUGAAAGGGACUGUAAUUUCAAAGGCCAAAGCUACUCUCAUUCACUACUGUACAAACUGACUUUCAGAAUUUUGGUGAACUUACGUAUUUUUUUGCUUCUUUAAGAGAAAGGAGUAUGUAAGUGAAAGUGAAAAGAAGGGGAACCAGAAUGAUGGGAGCUUGGAAGCUUUGUCAUUUGAGGAAUUGAUUAUGCUGCCCAUGACUUUAAUUUUUUUGUAACGCCAUUUAACUCUAAAUUGGAUAGUCACAUAAAAAUGAGCCUCCAGACCCCAACAAGUUGGACUGAGUAUACCAUGUCUACAAUUGGCUUUCAAGAACCAUUUAUAGUACUUACUAAAGAAAUGAGGAUUUUAAAAAAAUGUUAACCAAUACCUUAAAUAAGGAAUUCAUAUAUAGUUUAUAGGAUUGAUGUGGUAUUGUCUUUUGAAUUUAGAGUCAACAUAUCAUGCAGAAAUAUUCUUUGUGAACUCCUAACUAGUUCCCCUAUUCUCCAUUUUAAAAGAAACCCCAAGACUAAAUUACUAACCAGUCUUUUAAUAUGUUUUAUAAACAAAUGCUAUUAAAAACAAUAAGAAAUGUGGUGGCUUCAAAUUUUGUACAUCUCAGGGCCAGGGAUUUAGCUCAGUGGUGCUGCCACCUGUCUCGAGAGCGGAAGGUCCUGAGUUCAAUCUCCGGUACCAAAAAAAUUAAAAAAAAAUUUUGUAAAAUGCUUAAUGUAUAAAUGGUGUACCUGUGUGGUUUUAUUGUCUUUUUAAAAAAAAUCUACACAAAACCGGGGAUUUAGUUCAGUGAUGCCACUGCCUGCCUUGCAAGCGUAAAGUCCUGAGUUUGAUCCCCAGUACCAAAAACAAAAACAAAACAAAAAAAAAUCUAAACACUUAAAAUUAGGCAAGUUAAGGCAGGCAUCACAGUGCACUGUAAUCGCAGCUACUUGGGAGGCUGAGGCAGGAGGAUUGCAGGUUGGGCCACUCAGUGAGACCUUAUCUCAAAAUUUUAAAAAAAGCUGGGGAUGUAGCUUAAUGGUAAAGCACUUACCUAGCAUGUGGAAGGCCCUGGGUUCAAUCCUCAGUACCAACAAUAAAUACAUUUAAAAAAUUAUGCAAGUUGAAACCCUUUUUAAUCACUUUAGGAAGGAGUAGAUUAAACAAGUUCAGCUUGACCUAGCCUUAACAGAAUCUAGGGUGCUUACUUACAUAUAUAGUCCCCACUACCCUACCCUACCUAGUCCUACAAAAUUAGUAUCUAAUUCAAAAUAAAGUCUGAAAAUGAUGGGUUAGAAAAUUCUGUAACACAUUUUGUUCAAAAUUUUCAUGAUUGAAAUUGUAUUUAUACUAUCUCGCAGAUACAGGUUUUUUGCGGGGGUGUCCCCAUCCUAGGGAUUGAACCCAGGGCCAUGUACAUACUGAGUGCACACCCAGCCCACGUGUGUGUGUUUGAUACUGGGGAUUGAACCCAGUCCUUGGCACUGAGCUACAUUCCCCAGUCCUGUUUAUUUAUUUAUUUUGGUUUUUUGAGACAGGGUCUUACUGUGUAGUCCAGGCUGGCUUUGAACUCACUGUGGAACCCAGGCUGGGCUUGAACUCAAGACGAUCCUCCUGCCUCAGCCUCCCAAGUGCUAGGAUUACAGGUGUGUGUCACCACACUCUGCUUUAUUUUUUAUUUAUUUUUAUUUUUUGGUACCGGGGAUCAAACUCAGGACCUUGUGCUUGUGAGGCAGGUGCCGGAACCACUGAGCUAAAUCCCCAGCCCCCUGUAUACAUUUCUAUAACUGACCUUCCCCAUCAUCUCUAGUAGUAGGGCAAAAUUUAAACUUAGAAUUCUAGGUUUAGUUAAUAUUUAGUCAUAGUUUCUUCCCUUUUCAUAAUUUCUUCUCCUAAAUCUUUUCACCAACUAUACAGCCUUGUCCUGCCCAAACUAAGUGAAGCCAGGGUGGAUAACUAUAGAAUUGGCUGUGCCAUUUAGGUUUUUUUCAAGGUACUUGGAUUGAAUCUAGGCCCCCGAACAUGCUAGGAGAGUGAGCUACUAUCUUGUCUCUUGGGAGCUGAGAUUACAAGUAUGUACCACCAUGCAUGAUGCUAUGUAGAUUUUUUUUCCUUUGAAGAAUUUGAACUAUAGUAGCCCUCAUUUUCUUGAAUCUUCCUAAGUUUCUUUUCUGUGGAUUAUGACAUACUGACAUAGUUCUAUAUCUACUGAUAUUGGGGAGAUAAAAUAUUUGUAGGAUUUUUUCAUGUGCUUCUUCCACUACAGGUGUGAUUUUUGUAAUCCAAAUAAAGAGAUCUUUUUAGCAGUGGUA
Heterocephalus glaber (naked mole-rat) is the source of this 3017-nucleotide messenger RNA. RefSeq names its product INTS3 and NABP interacting protein (gene Inip). The record is from RefSeq and is a predicted model, not a curated record. Gene Ontology annotation, cellular component: SOSS complex; nucleus; nucleoplasm. Gene Ontology annotation, biological process: DNA repair. Lineage: Eukaryota; Metazoa; Chordata; Mammalia; Rodentia; Bathyergidae.